CUUUUCGCUGGGAGGAGACCAGUGGCGAAUGUCCUUUGCAGCGCUGGCUUGAAGGGGAUGCUGAAUGGGCUGUGGCUGUCGCUGGCUGCCGGUUUCCUGGCCGCGCUACUGCUUCUGCAGUUGCUGCAGCCUCCGUCCGCGUCUCCCUCGCUCAGCCUUGCGGGGCUCUUCCACGAUCUGGUCCGCUAUGGGAAGACCAAGGGCGGCUGCGGGCAGCGCCCAGACUGGCUGCGGUACUUCGACGUGCCUAAGAGGUGGUUCUGUCACUUCUAUGUCGUGGCUGUGAUCUGGAAUGGCAUCCUAUUCCUGUGGCUUAUCCAAAGCUUGUUCUUCUCAUGGCCCUUCCCAGUUUGGCUUCAGGAUUUGCUCAGCAUUCUUGGAGAAGCAUCCCAGGACCAAAACAGAGGCAUGUAUGGUUCUGAAAAUGUGUAUGCUUAUGAAGAGGAAGGUGGCGAGACCCUCUCCGCUUUCCUGGUUUGCCUUUUUGUCUGGCUGAACAGCUGCCGGCGACUCUGGGAGUGUCUUCACAUCAGUGUGUUCUCCUCAGGAGUCAUUCACGCUGUACAGUAUUGCUUUGGACUCUCUUACUAUGUGCUGUUGGGCAUAACAGUGUUAAGUCAAGUGCCUUCUAGUGUCCGGGCAGGGAGAGGGGGCAGUCUGAUGGUCUGUUGGUACCACGGCCUUGGACUCCUGAUGUUCGUUUGGGCCUCAGUUCAUCAACAGAGGUGUCUUGUGAUUCUAGCAAACCUGAGGAAAAAUAAAGCAGGAGAGGUGGUGAGUUUGGACCACAGCAUUCCUUUUGGCGACUGGUUUGAAAUGGUGUCAUGUCCACACUACUUUGCUGAAGUUCUAAUAUAUGUAUCGAUGGGCAUUACAUUUGGAUUCAGCAACUUAACCUGGUGGCUCGUGGUGAUGUACGUGCUUUUUAACCAGGCCGUGAGUGCUGUGCUGUGCCAUGAAUUCUACUUGAGCAGUUUCAAGCACUAUCCAAAGCAUCGGAAAGCUUACAUACCUUUUCUUUUUUAAACUAUUUGCUUUAAGCAACUUAAUGCCAACUUUGGCUUCUCACCUGAAAAGAAUGCCCGGGUAUCUGAGUAGUUAUUACAAACCAAGGAUUUGGCUGAAAUUGAAUUGACACGGAUGACUUUGAAAUGUGUGUCUGGUUCUGAAAUGGCCUAGGAUGGCCAAAUGGCCUCCUUAGUGUUCGCAGCUAAGAAAUAUGAAAAUACUAUUUAUGAUGUUGACUUGACUUGGAUAGUGCAGGCUAGUCAGAUCUUGGAAGCUAAGUAGGGCUAGUUUUUGGAUGAGAGACUACUUAGAAAUAUGAAGGCCAUGACACAGAGGCAGGCAAACAUCUCUUGACCUGAAAGCUCUAUGCCGAGUCACCAUAAGUCAGCUAUGACAUGACUGCACUUUCCUCCCACCACCACCAUUUGACAUGUUAAGAUCAAGAUCAAUAACCUUUAUUGGCGUAAUUUUUGAGACGUUAAGGAAACUUAGCAGUUGCGGUUUUGGAGAACUGGCAUUAUGCACAUUGUGCUUGAAUCCUGAAGGGCAUUUUCUGCUGUGGAGCCUAGUGGAAUGUAAACAACUUGCUUAACUUGGCAGAGCAAGAACAAUUUAUGGCUGGGACCAGUUAUGUUCAGAAGGAAUUGCAUGAAGCAGAAUGAAGAUACAGCAAGCGUGUGUAUCCCUUUGGUAAUGAAAUGAGAAGAAAUCAACACUUUUGAUUUUUAUAUGUGAACAAACUGCACUAAAAAUGAUUGUGACUGAGACAAGGUUAAAGUUUGGUCUCUGAGUCACUUUCUCUCUGUGACACUCACACAAAUGCGAGUAAUAAUCUGUCGUGAGAUUUGGAUGUAAAUAUUAUAAGACCGUCUUAAGUAGUUUGUGAAUAUUUUGUAUGACAGACAGUUGAAUUUAAAUUGUUUAAAACUUUCAGAACAGAAGGGGGUGAGUUAAAAACCAGAUUCUUUGUGCUGCACUUUCUUACAUUGGAUGCUGCAGCUACUUCUCCAUGCCUUAAAGUGCAAUGCUAGUAUACUUCUUGCUGGCAUGUUUCCUGUAACCAUAUAUAUGGCCAGAAUAGUGCGACAAGUUCUAAUCACUGAUCACUGCUCAAAAUCAUGCAAAUACAGAAGUGUAUAGCUUUUAAUCUUGACUAAGAGCUGUUGAUAAGAUCUCUGUUAUGUCCUGGCCUGGAUAGCCCAGCAAGCCUGAUCUUGUCAGAUCUCAGAAGUGCUAAGCAGGGUCAACUCAGGCAAGUACUUGGACGGGAGACCUCCUUGGAAUGUCAGGAGGCAGGGGCAGGCUUUAUUCAUCCUCCUCUCUGAAUAUCCUCCAGGCCCCCCAGCAAGGGUCAGUCACCAGAGGUCAGCAUAACUUCCAGUGGCACACACGCACAUACAAAUACGCAAAUACAAAAAAACCCUCAAAUCUCAGCUGUGUCACAGCCACACCCUAAGGCUUGAAGCAACUCUUAAGAAGUUAUUUGCUGGAAUCUCCUGCCAGUGCAAGUUAUAACAGUUUAUCUCAAGAGCGUUCCUCUUGGGCAAUGCAGCCAGAUGUUUACGGAGGUUUGUUUCCUGGUUCAGAGAGGGAAGAAGCAAAGCUGUAAGAAGAAACCUCGUCUCCAUCAUCCUGGAAUGUUAAUGCAGUUUGACAUAUUGUAUUGACUUUACUUACCUCCUCUUGUCCUCAUUGAGGACACAAACUAGCUUAUAUUGUUCAGCUCUCUUCCAAUUUUAUCCUCAAAACAAUCCUCUGACUUAGGUUAGGCUGAGAGUAUGACUGGCUAAAGGUCACACACCAAGUUUUCAGGGCAGAGUGGAGAUUCGAACCUGGGUCUCCAGGAUCCUAGUCUUGACACUCAAACCAUUCCACCACACUGGCUGUCAGCAUUUAACAUACGUUACAAUACUGAAGCCUGUUGCAAUAGGCUCUACAUAUGGUCAGCUUCUAAUACUGGCACAAUUGAUCACCAAGACAGGGUGCCCAAGGGUGAUUCCUGGGUUGGAUCACCAAGACAGGGUGCCCGAGGGUGAUUCCUGGGUUACACAGGCUUGGGUAGUCCUGUGCAAAGUGAAAGCAGGGCCCCUAUGCCAAUGGGGGAAACUAUAAACCUAAAAAAGAACAGCUCUGAAUUCAGAGACAUUGCUUCUAACCAAAAAGACUGCUCUGGGGUUCUCUCCAUUCAUCACCUCAGACCAGCUAUGCCAGCAGCCUGGUGUAGUUAAAUGCGUGGACUCUUCUCUGGGAAAAUGGGUAUAUGUGACCCUUUAGCCAUAUAGUCACAGAUUUGGGAACAAAGUCCUGAUGGCUGUGGGCAAGGGCCUAAAGACUUUGGUUUGGAUCUAACCAGUUUUUCUGCUGAUUUGAGGAGGGGGGGGGUCCCAUCUGACCACCCAAAAAGGUUGUGCUGGGAAUCAUGAGAUCUGCAUGUAAAAAGCCACGUGGAAUGGUGGUUUUAGUAAAGAGAGGAAUUGGGUAAGAUGGAGUGAAAAUGCUGGCUGUAUCCAGCCCGUUGUACAAGAUGCAACGAAGAAAAGCGAACGCUAGGUUGUGUGGCAAUGUGUUUCCUAAUUUCCUUGUACAUUUGCUUUUCUCCAGAGAAUGUUUUCUAUGAAUUGAUUUUAUUUAGUACAGUGGUUACACUAUUUCCAUAAAAGUUUUAUUUUUCA
Messenger RNA from Heteronotia binoei (common prickly gecko), 3680 nucleotides. It is a transcript of the gene SRD5A3, whose product is annotated as steroid 5 alpha-reductase 3. Gene Ontology annotation, molecular function: 3-oxo-5-alpha-steroid 4-dehydrogenase activity. Gene Ontology annotation, biological process: dolichol-linked oligosaccharide biosynthetic process; polyprenol catabolic process. The record is from RefSeq and is a predicted model, not a curated record. NCBI's taxonomy places the organism in Eukaryota, Metazoa, Chordata, Lepidosauria, Squamata, Gekkonidae. The transcript is spliced from 5 exons. Gene Ontology annotation, cellular component: endoplasmic reticulum. The coding region runs from base 58 to 1026 and encodes 322 amino acids.